UUACUCACUGUAAAUCAUUUCGAAGAGUGAAGUUGUUUACAGUGGAAAUAAUGUUAAACUCUGCUAAUAAUUGUUCAAGAUGAGCGGACACCAGGUCGUCUACGGUCCGCGGACGGCAAAGAGUGAUCAAAGGUUUGAUGCGGGCAGAAAUCUUUCGAAUAAAGAUACGGAAAUCGAAAACAUAAUUCGGACAUGGAAAGGUGAAGUAAAGGAAAGUAACACUUUAAAUCCAAAGGAUGAAAUGAAGAUUUUGAGAAACUGGGGAUAUUUAAAGAAAAAGUUACCAGUGAAUCAAGUCAUUGACCCAUUUAUAGAGAAGUGCGUGGUGACACCAGAACAGUGGCUGCAGAUAAAGUCAAGCGGAAAGGGCGACGCGGACCUCACAGAAGACCUGUUGUACGUGAUUCUGAAGCGACCACCGGAUGUGUACCCGUCCAUGCUGGCGGCCCUCAGGGCACUCGGCCUCUCGCAGGUGGCACAGCAACUUGAGGGGACACGAGAAAACAUCUCCCUUUCAUCCUCACUCUCUUCCGGCGGUUCCCUACGGCAGAUUGGGCGUCCAACCAAGGUAGGGGGAACCUUUCCCCGCCCGGUUGAAAGCAUAUCAGUGGCGGAUCCGAGGAAUGGAGCGGUGGGUGCCAUCUGUGAGGAACCGGGGUCCGCCGGGGAUGUUGUCAUCGACACGACCGUCCGCCAACACGACCUUGAAAGAAUGAAGGACGAGAUUCGGGAAGAGUUGCGGCAGCUGCGGGCCAACAUCGAGAAUGGUCGGGAGGCGGACAGAGCUCAGCUCACUUCACUACAGCACAAACACGAUGAACUGCAAGGCGAUCUGGAGAAGGCCACAGAGGAGAGGGAGAAACUCAAGGCGGAUAUAGAAACGUUCGCAGAGCUGGUAAACAGUCUUAAACAACAGAUGGAGAAGAAACAAGAGCAGUUUGAGGCGGCGGCGGAGCGUAACAAGGAAUUGGAGCGACAGCUGAAAAGCAAGACUGGACAGAUACAGGAAGAGUUGGAGGAAAAGGAGCGGGAGCGGGUGGGUCUGGAGCACGUGCUCCACGCCAAGGAGGCGGAUUACCGGGUGCUGCAGGCGGCCUUGGAGCGCCUUAAGGUUGAUCACGAGGAACGCCACGGCCGCCUCCGCUCUCUCACGCGCGACAAGGUCAUUUUAGAGAAGGAGGUGCAGCUUCUCAACAAGGACAAGAAAAACCUCGAGGUGAAGAUUAAGUCGCUGGAACAACAUAUGAGAAUAUUGCAGGAAAAGCACAUUCGGGAGACAAGCGAUAUCCGGCAGGAAAUGGAGCGACAGAAGACGCUACUGGAGGAGGCGGACCGUGAGAGACAGGACCUUGAGAGACAGCUCUAUGACAGCGUCCGUAAAAAUGAGGGGCUGCGGCGAUCCAACACGAGCCUGGAGGAAAGCUUGCAGAGGACCACAGAUGAGAAACUGCAUCUACAACAGAGGCUCAGGCAGGCGGACAUGACCAAAUACGCACGUCCGCCUUAUCUUGCAGGAACCAGGUCUACACGCGUCGGUUGGAACCCAAAACAUUUGAAACGCUAACAUAUGAAAUAUACUUAUGUCGGGUUGCGCCUUUCCCUUGUUAAGUUUUAAUUCAAACCAAAAGUAACCCUUCAAAUGAGUUUAACCUAAAUAUGACUAAGACCGAUAUUUAUACCAAAUUAAAUGAAACAUUAAGUUGCAAAUAUGAUUUGAAGAGGGCUAACAUAUUGCUCUUCUUUACAAUUAACCUAUACUAGAGACCUGAUUUUUGACCGAGCAUGUUUAAUUAUUGUACUGGAUUUUCAUUUUAUCAGCAAAAUGAUUUUUUUAUUCAUAUUUAACAAGAUUAUUAUCAUGCAAUACAAACAUAGAUAUGAAUAGCCAUCAUUAUCUUCCCGUGUGAAUGUUUAGACUAUGAACAGAGCACGCGUUAUUGCAUGAUGGAAUAAUGAUAUCUGUUUGCAGAAAUUCAUCCAAAACUUAAUCAUACUUUUACAUAUGGAUAUAUACGCCCUACCUCUCCUUAAACAGCAACGUUGCUAGCAGAUUGUCUCGCAUCUAGUACAGUUGGGCAGAAUUUUAAAUGAAUAUUAUUUGAUUAAGCUUAUUAAACCCCAAAACUUCACAACCAUAAGAAACAAUAGGAGAUAAUAAAUGUAACCUUUGACAUGCUAUAAUAUUGCGUUAUUUGAGCCAUCGGGGGCGAAUCUACGGGAGGGGAGAAAGGAGAUUAUGGUAAGGGGGAUAAAGAUAAGCAGUGGAGAGGGAAGGAGAGAAAGGGAAUAAGAAAGUGGCAAAAAGGGAAUGGUAAGAGAGAACGGUUGGGAGACAAGGGGGAGUGUUGUUGAUAGUAGGGAAAGUUGUGGAGGGGGGGGGGGACAAAGGAAAUGGAAGGAAGGAUAAUAUAGCGGUGGCUCUGAGGGCCGGGUAUCGACAUCAAGCACCACAAGUCCCCGCACUAAUUCAUCCAAGAUUUUAUUUGAAGGGAAUUGUUUGUAUAAUUAAAAAUGGGGUUUAUUAAAAUUGUGUUAAUUGCAAUAUUUAUAUAGGGAUUUAUUAAUAUGUUCUCCCUUCCAGUUUCUGUGUCCGUCUACUUCUAUUAUUCAUAAACACGUACUAUAACCCUACCAUUGCUUUACUGUAGCGUAUUUGACCAUUUCAAUAAAAGGUGUAAAAUAAUUAA
This is a messenger RNA of Mya arenaria, 2687 nucleotides long. Its product is annotated as trichohyalin-like. The coding region runs from base 80 to 1564 and encodes 494 amino acids. Lineage: Eukaryota; Metazoa; Mollusca; Bivalvia; Myida; Myidae. The transcript is spliced from 8 exons. The record is from RefSeq and is a predicted model, not a curated record.